Molecule: messenger RNA, 2084 nt
Organism: Leptomonas pyrrhocoris
Lineage: Eukaryota; Euglenozoa; Kinetoplastea; Trypanosomatida; Trypanosomatidae
Exons: 1
Coding region: 300-2084 (594 amino acids)
Source: RefSeq, a predicted model, not a curated record
AGCAAAGAAACAGCGGAGCCUUUCCCGAAGUAGAUUUCAAGUGAAGGAAGGGCGUUGGCAGGGACUGCGGACAUAGGGAAAUACAAAACUGGUCUCUUCUCUUCUGCUGGACGAGCUCCUCGCACUGUUGUGGCGACGUCUUGCUUGGUGGCCGCAUUUUGUGUUGCGUACUUGCUUGCGGGGCCCUUUUGCAUAUUACCAACGCGGUUUUCACUACUAGUAUUACUGAAGUGCCACACAGCUCUGUCGUUUUCUCCUUCUUUUUUUCGCAAUUAGGAACUGUGCUCUAUAGAAACAAUAUGUCGAACCUUUCAACAUCCACGACAAGGGUGUUCUUUGUCGGUGGCUUGCCAUACUCCGUUGACGAAAACGUGAGCACCGCCGCGAUUGAAUCGCUCAGCUUUAUCGAGCUGCCUCGCCUUCCUAUCUCCUCCAGCGGCACAACCAGCGAAGGGGGUGCCGGAGACGCACGUCCUCUCGUGUCGCCAGUGCUGCAUUUGGGCCGUCAGAGUCCCCUGCUCCGCAACUCUCUGAAGAAUGACCGGCGUUGGUCUCGCAAGCUUCUCGAAGUGACGACAUGGUGCAUUCACGGCCUCCCGACCGGCGACAAGGUGUACCCUAUCGAUGCGGCUGCUUUGCCGUUUGCCGGCGUGCGCGUUCGCCUCUGCGGGACGGGAGGCGCUGUUCGAGUUAUUCCGCGGCGCAGUUCAGAGCAGCGCUGCGUCACGGCGUUGUCGGUGGUGGGUGCGUGGGCGUGGCUGCAGCACGGCGAUGCAUUGGAUUUUGAGGGCGGCCUUCAGCUGCGCUUCUUGGCGGUCCACGUGCGGGCUGGCCCGGUCAGCGCGCUGGCGCAAAAGGCGUCGUUCGUCUGGGUGCGGCCAAACGUGGCGGCGGGGUCGGCGACGCCGGUGGCAAUGUGGGCGUCGCGAUACUCAAACUGGUCGGCCGUUCCAGUUUUUCUCAAAGCGAAGAUGCUAAUGGAGGCGGCAGUGUUGGUGCAACAGGCGACUCUGCGGGAGAAGGCGCAGAUGCAAGAAAGCGUCACGGGGACCGGGGCCCCGUCCCCGAUAGCAAGCGAACGCGCACUUCCGCUGCCACGCUGUGAGGGCACUGAUGCGCGAGAUGAACGGGCGGGAAGUCCGUUGCGUGCACCGCCGUCAUUGGAAGACGCAGUGAAUCUUUCUCGCGGGGGGGACAUCCACCACAACAGCCUCCUCCGCCGAUACAGCAACAGCAGCGAAGCACGGCAGGACGCGUGCAUGGCGGCGGACGAGGCGGAUGAAGAAGCGGCCACGCCGACUUCAGAGUCCCAGCAGCGUCAGCGACAGCGUCCACUGUCCCUUUACGCAGCGCCGAACUCACCGCCGGUGUUCCACGACCGGGAGCAGACACGGUCUGCUCCUGAUGUCGUUGGCGCUGUGUUCGGCGGACGCAUGGCGGUGCAGCGGCCGCAGUCCGCUUCACCAAGUAGAUCGUCCCCACCCCGGCACGCAGCCGGAUUGGGGCUGCAGCAGCGGCUCACGGGCCCGUCAAUGGGCACGCGUGGCAACGUGCUCCGCUACAGCUUUGCCACCUUCUCCGAAUCCAUGGACGACAAGUUGCUCGAGGCGCUGCAGAACUUGGAAAAUGGAGGGACGGAAGUCGGCGAUGUGCUGGUGCAGCGGCAGCAACGCGAACCAGCAGUGCUGCUCGGCGCAAUGGAAGACGAGUUGAGCGGGCCGCGUUCGACCUCUGCGGAGCAGGUGGCGUCGCAUCUGCGUACAACACUCCCCACCCGUGGGCACGGACAGGAAGGACGGGGGAGGAGUGGUGCGCCGCAGCGGUCUCGGCGUACCACCAAACAGGGAAGUCGUGGCAAGACGGCGGACGACAGCGGGGUGCACGGGCGCCGCUCCGGUAGUCGAAAGAGCGCUGGCGGCGACGUGGGCGGCGAGUUGAUGUCGUCGCUCUCGCAGCCGCUACGGCGAGAAGGCGAAGGGGACGAUGCUGUUACUGUUCCGCUCUUGACGCGAGCUGAUAUCAAGCGACUACCGGUGAACCAGUAUGCAGAGGAAGACUCACAGGUUGUGUUUUUUGAUCAUUAG